This is a messenger RNA of Spirodela intermedia, 465 nucleotides long. The record is from the annotation of a GenBank genome assembly. NCBI's taxonomy places the organism in Eukaryota, Viridiplantae, Streptophyta, Magnoliopsida, Alismatales, Araceae.
AUGGCGCUGUCGCAGGAGGGUUCUUCUUGCCCACUCAAUGGCUUCCUCUACAACGGCACCCUGUGCGCCUGCGAUCCUGGGUACUACCUCUCUCCCGGCCGCUCUUGCAGUCUGCUCAAUGUGGCCCCGGACGGCGGGGACUGGAUCGUACACGAAGGGGUGGAGAGCUCUCCUACCUUCCUCAUGACCAUCUUCUCCUUCGACACCAUCAAGCGUUUCACCCGUUCCCAGGCCAUCUUCCUGGAGGCUACUCUCGUGCUUCUUGUGGUAUGGCUGAGCUGCUGCAUUCUCCUCCGUUUGUCCGGGCGGCUCAAGGAUGGAAGUGACAUCUGGUUCCGCAUCCGGUGGUGGAUUAGCCGCUUCGACUUCUGCUAUUCCACGAGUCACUGGUCGGUUAGUGUCCCUCCUCCCCUGCCAUUCCUCUUUGCAUUGGACGUAUAUGCCCCCUUUUCUGCUUUUGCAUAG